AUUAUGAGGAUUGGCUGUAAGGAGCUUUUGCGGAAAGGAAAGGUAAACAUUUCGGUAACCCAGCAAACUGACAUUUAAACGGAACUACCAUGAGCUAAAGCGACAUUCAGCGCUGUAAACGUCCCAGACUCUUUGCGUUUAGGUGUGUGAGAGAGUUUGGCAGACAUGGUGGAGGUGUUUUCUGGUCGGACUCUCCUGAAUAAAGACGGCGACUUCGUGGACCCCGAGGAAGCGCUGAGGAACAAAGUGGUGGGGAUUUACUUCUCUGCAGGAUGGUGCCCUCCGUGUCGGGACUUCACACCUGUCCUUUGUGAUUUUUACACGGAGCUGGUGGAGGAAAGUGAGCCUCCCGCUCAGUUUGAGAUCGUGUUCAUCUCCUCAGACAAGUCGCUGGAUGACAUGGUCGAAUAUUACCAUGACAUACACGGAGACUGGCUGGCUUUACCCUGGAGUGAUGAUUAUAAGCAUGAGUUAAAGCAGCGCUACAAAAUCACAGCAGUUCCCAAACUGGUGAUCGUGAAGGAGAACGGCGAGGUGAUCACCGAUAAGGGCAGGAAGCAAAUCCGAGACCGAGGCCUGGCCUGCUUCAGGACUUGGCUGGAUGCGGCUGAGAUUUUUCAGAACUUCAAGGCUUAAGGAGAAGCAUAAACCCAAAGUCACUUGUAAAAUACUUAAUUCACUUCAGCUACAGUCUGAAUUGUGUGCAAACUAAAUGGGG
This is a messenger RNA of Xiphophorus couchianus (Monterrey platyfish), 718 nucleotides long. RefSeq names its product nucleoredoxin like 2 (gene nxnl2). NCBI's taxonomy places the organism in Eukaryota, Metazoa, Chordata, Actinopteri, Cyprinodontiformes, Poeciliidae. Bases 166 to 636 code for a protein of 156 amino acids. The record is from RefSeq and is a predicted model, not a curated record. Gene Ontology annotation, biological process: sensory perception of smell; photoreceptor cell maintenance; visual perception. The transcript has 2 exons.